Molecule: messenger RNA, 1524 nt
Organism: Capsicum annuum
Lineage: Eukaryota; Viridiplantae; Streptophyta; Magnoliopsida; Solanales; Solanaceae
Product: phytochrome-associated serine/threonine-protein phosphatase 3
Exons: 10
Coding region: 301-1212 (303 amino acids)
Biological process (GO): peptidyl-serine dephosphorylation
Cellular component (GO): cytoplasm
Molecular function (GO): protein serine/threonine phosphatase activity
Source: RefSeq, a predicted model, not a curated record
GGUUUCCAAAAAGGUGGUGCGCGGGGGCGGGGGAGGUUUGGGAUGAAAGGGUAAAAUAGUCUCAUCAAUUUUCUGGCCAAAAUACCAGUGUACGUAAAGUUUCACAACUCGCCAGGGUUUCAAAAUUCACUCCCCAUCCGUCGUAGAGAUCGGAAAACUCUGUUUUCUCCGAUCGAGCAACUUCCCGGCAAUCAAUUCACCGGAAACGGCAGCUGAAUCAAUCGUCUCUUCGACAGUACAUUGCAGAAUAUCCAUACACUUAUACUACUGGGUAGGUUAAUUGCAAGGAGCAAGGGCGAAAUGGAUUUGGACCAGUGGAUAGCCAAGGUUAAAGAGGGGCAACAUCUGGCGGAGGACGAGCUUCAGCUCCUCUGUGAAUACGUUAAGGAUCUCCUGAUCGAGGAGUCAAAUGUGCAACCUGUUAAUAGUCCAGUUACUGUUUGUGGGGAUAUACACGGCCAAUUUCAUGAUCUAAUGAAACUUUUCCACACUGGUGGUCAUGUGCCAGAGACAAAUUACAUCUUUAUGGGAGAUUUUGUUGAUCGUGGAUACAAUAGUCUCGAAGUUUUCACAAUUUUGUUGCUCCUUAAAGCAAGAUAUCCUGCCAACAUUACUCUUUUACGCGGGAAUCAUGAGAGCAGGCAGCUAACUCAGGUCUAUGGAUUCUAUGAUGAAUGCCAAAGGAAGUAUGGAAAUGCGAAUGCUUGGCGGUAUUGCACUGACGUAUUUGACUACCUCACUCUCUCGGCAAUUAUAGAUGGAACCGUACUAUGUGUCCAUGGUGGCCUUUCUCCGGAUGUCAGGACUAUUGAUCAGAUCAGGGUGAUUGAACGUAAUUGUGAAAUUCCCCAUGAAGGGCCUUUUUGCGAUCUUAUGUGGAGUGACCCUGAAGAUAUUGAAACAUGGGCAGUAAGUCCUCGAGGAGCAGGUUGGCUGUUUGGAUCCAGGGUUACCACUGAGUUUAAUCAUAUCAAUAAGUUGGAUUUAGUUUGCCGGGCUCACCAACUUGUCCAGGAAGGUCUGAAGUACAUGUUCCAGGACAAAGGACUCGUAACUGUCUGGUCUGCUCCCAACUACUGUUAUCGCUGUGGAAAUGUUGCUUCAAUACUGAGCUUCAAUGAGAAUAUGGAGAGAGAGGUGAAGUUCUUCACUGAAACUGAAGAAAACAACCAGAUGCGAGGACCCAGGACAGGAGUACCUUAUUUCUUAUGAGUGCGUACUUGCCUUCUUGAUUGAUAUUAUUUCUACUCUGUGCUGGUCCUUAUUAGAGGGAAAUUGAAGCGGAAACUAUCAACUUGGUGGGUAGCAGAUUGCUAUGCAGCUUGCUGCUAUCACAAGAUGGCGAUGCUGAUCCUGCUUUCGAAUAGUUUGUGCAAUGUAUUCACACUGGUCUUUAAUAUUGUUCCCAUCUGUUCCAUAAUUAUUCUUACCUGUGUUAUAUUUUUAACUCUACCUCAAAUCAGAUUACGAGAUCUUAGAUUUCUUCUUGCAAUGGUAGAAUACACUUUUCUUGUUCUUGAAAAA